Molecule: messenger RNA, 699 nt
Organism: Hydatigera taeniaeformis
Lineage: Eukaryota; Metazoa; Platyhelminthes; Cestoda; Cyclophyllidea; Taeniidae
Source: the annotation of a GenBank genome assembly
AUGUUUUUUGUUUGCUUUCAGUUGGCAGCGCCCUUGGCAGACAACGACAAUGCAAGUGACAGUUUCUACUGCAUCAAGGAUAGUCCCCUGCUUAACAACUUGUUCGGUCAGUACGUGGAGGAGAGUAUUUACGUCAAAAAGUCUCAUGACUGCUCCAAAUUUCAGAUGGCCUGCCUGAAAUGCUUCCAACAGGCACAUUUGGAAGCCAAUUCUAGUACCAAUUUGAUUUGGAGAGAGAGGAGAGAAAAUUGCAAUCGCCGAAUAAAAUGCUACAACACACCUGGUUGUCUGGGCUACUACAGCCCUCCAUGCUAUCCGGAUGAUCAUCAAGAGGUUCCUGAGAAUGGGACGUGCGUCAAAGAGUAUGAACUCAAUUUACACUACCUCAGGUCAAUUCAGCGGACGAAAGGAAUGCUACAGAGUGAUCAGUCAGAGAGUGUUCAAACGCAAGGCGACAUUAGGAUGAAGGCAGUACAGGUUUCAAGGCCCUUCCUCUACAGUACCUCCAACUGGCGAUCUGCUGGCUGUGAUCUUGACAUCGGCAAUUUUAUGAAUGAGGACGAAGUGUUGUACGGAGCCACUCUAUCACCUGCUCUUCGGCUAAGUCAGAGCAAAGAGAAACCACAACCAUUUGCCUACGUAAUAGCAAAUGAUCGAAACAAUAAACUGGGAAUAAAAAUUCUCUUAAAUGGUGUGUGA